Cornus florida is the source of this 1029-nucleotide messenger RNA. RefSeq lists its product as uncharacterized. The coding region runs from base 1 to 1029 and encodes 342 amino acids. The transcript has a single exon. NCBI's taxonomy places the organism in Eukaryota, Viridiplantae, Streptophyta, Magnoliopsida, Cornales, Cornaceae. The record is from RefSeq and is a predicted model, not a curated record.
AUGAAGCAUGCCCCAUCCACUGCACGUGCAUUAGUAUUGCGUACGAAGCCUCCGUACCCAAAAAUCCUGGCUCAGACGCCGUACCCACAGGGGUACAUCAUCCCAAAAUUUCCUAAGUAUAACGGCGUCGAAAGGGAUACAGAUGAGCACUUACAGAGAUUCAUGGAAUCUCUAGGCCAGCAUAGAUAUGACGAGAUCUUGCACCUUCAAGAAUUCUCCAAGUCUCUCACAGGGCUCGCGUAUAGGUGGUUUCGUAGCCUCGAGCCAGACUCAAUCACCACUUGGCAACAACUCUCUCAGAAGUUCCACGACAAGUUUGGCCAAGCCAUCGAGGGGGUCACCACCCUCUCCCUCACUAAAGAAAUGCAAGAAUCUCACGAGGAGCCCCUCAAGUUCAUCUCUCGCUUCCAAGCCCGUGCGAGGGAAUGCUUCGAGGGUAACAGUGAAAGGGUUCUGGUUGAUAUCUACAUACAGGGCAUGACUAAGACCUAUAGGAUACACUUGGUCAAUCUGGGUCUCAACAGCUUCAGCGAUCUCACCACAGCUGUACGGAACAUUUGUAAGGAUCUCGCACCUCCCAAGGUAGAGGUCGCUAGACAGGUAACUUGCAAAGACAUGCCGGUUGCUCCUUGCAAUGACAGAGCAAAAAAGCUUCGCGAGACAGAUGUUAGGGCCAAGGGAUCUCGAGCUGAGCAAACAAAUGAUCCUCCCCCAUUCCUAGUAUGUAUGGAAGAAGUCGCCAGUACUCUCAAGCAGUGGGUCAAGCAUGGUGUAGUCGUGCUACCUGUUCCUCACAAAGAGCCAACCGCGCAGGAGCGUGCGAGCCCAAAUUUCUGUAUCUUCCACCAAGCCACUACACAUCCAACAAGUGCCUGUAGGACUCUAAGGCAAAUUUUUCAACAACGGCUCAAGGGUGGUGAUCUCGAGUUGACUAUGCCAAAGGAUGUACGGCGCAAUCCAUACCCUCGUCAUCGUGGUGUGGUUGUGGUCACGUAUUAUGAUGAAUUGGAAGAAACCAACCCCAUGUAA